Messenger RNA from Xiphophorus couchianus (Monterrey platyfish), 1937 nucleotides. RefSeq names its product dopamine receptor D4b (gene drd4b). Lineage: Eukaryota; Metazoa; Chordata; Actinopteri; Cyprinodontiformes; Poeciliidae. The record is from RefSeq and is a predicted model, not a curated record. Gene Ontology annotation, cellular component: plasma membrane. Bases 566 to 1726 code for a protein of 386 amino acids. Gene Ontology annotation, molecular function: dopamine neurotransmitter receptor activity, coupled via Gi/Go; G protein-coupled receptor activity. Gene Ontology annotation, biological process: regulation of potassium ion transport; negative regulation of cytosolic calcium ion concentration; negative regulation of voltage-gated calcium channel activity. The transcript has 6 exons.
UGCAAGUGAAAAAAUCUACCAAUUGUAUAAUCAAUAAUCAAUUUUAAGAAUUUGUUGGCUUAAAACAAGCUCCCAUUUCUUACUGAAAAAGCUGCACGUUAGUUUUGUCGUAUUUCAAGUGUACUGAAUAAAAAUAAUAUUUUUCUCAAUAUUCGCACUAGAAACUAGGCAAAAAUACUUGGUAAAAUUGUUUGUUUUUCUAGUUUAUCAGUUUAACUCUGUUGUCUGGACGGUGCAUGAAGAGUUUAGUCGGCCGCUCUGAAGCUGAUUCGUCACCCUGCGCAGAUUGGUCACACACACCGAGCAGAGCCGCAGUUGCAACACGACGGGAGGAAACAGAUCCUGCAGGAAUCUGUCGGGAACAACAGUGGAAGAAAGUGGAAACUGCGAUCGGAUGAAGUCUGCGGCUGCGGCGCGGAGGUUUUUGCGCACGGAGAGCGUUGCGCACCGGAGGAGCUCGCUUAGAAAGCCGCCGUUUACUGCGUAACUGCCGGGUUUCCGCUUCAUAGAUGAAAACCCCACCGGAGAGACCUGGGGGCCCCUCCGUCUGCCACCGCCGGGGACCAUGGCGGACAACUUCUCGGACCUGAUCAACGAGUCGCUGCCGGCGGCUCCGGUCUCGCACUACAACUUCCCUGCGCUCAUAUUCGGGAUUUUACUGAUCAUCACCGUCACUGCUGGAAACGUGCUGGUGUGCCUCAGUGUUUACUUGGAGAAGGCUUUGAAAACUACAACCAACUACUUCAUAGUGAGUCUGGCGUUUUCGGAUUUGCUGCUGGCGGUUCUGGUUCUGCCGCUCUUCGUUUACGCAGAGUUUCAGGGCGGAGUUUGGACCCUGAACAUGACGAUAUGCGACGGUCUGAUGACCAUGGACGUGAUGCUGUGUACGGCAUCGAUCUUCAACCUGUGUGCCAUCAGCGUGGACCGGUUCAUUGCGGUGUCCAUACCGCUGAAUUACAACCGUAAACACGUGGACUACCGGCAGCUCAUCCUGCUGUCCGCCACCUGGCUGCUGGCCUUGGCCGUCGCCUCGCCCGUCAUCUUCGGCAUCAACAACGUGCCGAACCGCGAUACCAGAGAGUGCAAACUGGAGGACAACAACUACGUGGUGUACUCGUCCGUCUGCUCCUUCUUCAUCCCCUGCCCCAUCAUGGUGCUGCUCUACUUUGGGAUUUUUCGAGGUCUGAAGCGGUGGGAGGAGACGCGGAAGGCCAAGCUGCGCAGCAGCAUCGAGGCGUGCCGGAAGCUGCAGCGGAGCAGCGUGGUCGGCGGCGCCCUGCCCCCGAUGAUGGGCACCAUCCCCGGGGCGCUGCCCAUGCCGCUGCCCAGGAUCAUAGAGAGAGAUCUGGCCCAGUCUCGCAUGGACGACUCGGGCGACUACAUCCAGCAGGAGAUUCCUUAUCCACGGCAGUACAGGGAAAACUCAGUGCCAACAGUGAGAUUCAACCAGCAGCAAGUCAAGAAGAGGGCGAAGAUCAACAGCAGGGAACGGAAAGCUAUGAGGGUCCUACCGGUUGUAGUAGGCUGCUUCCUGUUCUGCUGGACGCCGUUCUUCGUGGUGCACACGCUGCGAGCGUUGUGCCUGAUGUGCAACAUCCCCGACGCGCUGAUGAGCACCGUCACCUGGCUCGGCUACGUCAACAGCGCCCUCAAUCCCAUCAUCUACACCAUGUUCAACACGGAGUUCAAGAAGUUCUUCAAGAAAUGUUUCCGCAGCUGCUGCUGACAGCAGGUUGCUGCCUCCACAGACUGAAACACCAGAGGAGGUUUGGGUUCAUAACCUCAGACUGGGACGUUUCCAGUUCGCGAGCCGAACUGGAAAUAAGAGGAAGAAAAUUUUGUUAGAGUUCUGAUUACAUUUGAGGUUUUUAUGGAUUUUAUGUAAAAUACAAACAGACUUUGUUUGAUCUGAAAUAAAGAUUUAUUUGACCAGUUCA